GAAGAAAUUACGAUAUUCAUUUUCAGUCAUCUAGGGCGGUUACCAUGGUGACAAUGUAAACUAAUCUGUUUAGACAGAUCAGAAUACUCAAGUAAGGCGAAAGGGCCUUCUAUAACACGAUGUCCCAAGGAAAAGGCGGAGACUCGUCGAAAGGCACGACCGUGAGGGAGGCGCUGAAGCAGUGGGAGGAAGGCACCGGCCAGAAAGCAGCAGAAGCCCUGGAGGUCAAACUCAUUGGACUCUAUCCCCCUAUCGAAAAAUUAGAUUCGUCCUUGCAGACUCUGGUUAACUGCGAGAAGCUGUGUCUCUCCACCAACAUGAUAGAAAAGUUAAGUCAUCUUAAUAACCUCCGCAACCUCAAGAUUCUUAGCCUCGGUAGAAACAAUAUCAAAACUUUCGCCGGCCUGGAGGUGCUGGCGGAGACGCUGGAGCAGCUGUGGAUUUCGUAUAACAUGAUCGAGAAGAUGAAGGGCGUCGGUGUCCUCAAGAAGCUAAAGGUGCUGUACAUGUCCAACAAUCUGGUCAAGGAUUGGGUGGAGUUUAUUAAACUCACAGAGCUGACGGCGCUGGAGGAGCUCAAUUUUGUAGGUAACCCGCUGGAGGAGAAGCAUACCGGAGAAGGAACGUGGCGGACGGAAGUGGAGAGGAAGCUAACAGGACUGAAGAAAUUAGACGGUUUGCCCAUCAUUCGCGAGAUGGACGACGAGGCUAUCAUAGAACAGCAGCAGGAACAGCAACAGCAACAGCAGCAGCAGCAGCAACAGCAGCAACAGUCGGAGAGGAAAGAUUCGACGAGACCUACAACGCCAUCUUAGGAUUUUAUUUUAUUUAUUUAACUUAAUUAAUGUUUUUUCACACGUGGUUUUAUGAAUGCAUGGCUAACCACAAAUGAAACCACGUUCGCCUCAUCGGUGAGUAAAUAUAAUAACGGUUUUG
Penaeus monodon (black tiger shrimp) is the source of this 936-nucleotide messenger RNA. RefSeq names its product dynein light chain 1, axonemal-like (gene ODA-Dnal1). The transcript is spliced from 6 exons. NCBI's taxonomy places the organism in Eukaryota, Metazoa, Arthropoda, Malacostraca, Decapoda, Penaeidae. The coding region runs from base 120 to 815 and encodes 231 amino acids. Gene Ontology annotation, cellular component: cytoplasm. Gene Ontology annotation, molecular function: protein kinase binding. The record is from RefSeq and is a predicted model, not a curated record.